ACCCUGGCGGUCUACCUGGAAUGUGGAUUUUUGAGGAACCACUGUUCUUCAAUGACUAUCUAAAGACAGAAACACUGUCGUCACCAAGCCUGAGGGCUGCUCUACGAGAGGCUGGCUGUGUUAAGCUGGGACACCUGUUAAAGGCCACACAGACAUCUGUAGAGGUUCUGGGACAGAUGGCCAACAUCAGAUCUUCCAGGGUCUUGUCUAGGAUCGUUCGAGAGGUCUGUGCUUCCUUGUCAGAGCCCCUAAGAGUGUUUGCCGAAAAUCGUACCAAUUCUGACCAAUGGGAUGAUGAGUGUGAGUACAGUUUUCCAUCUUUAACUGUCACUCCUGCUGUUGGGGAGUGGCAGGAGGGGGAAGACCAGUUUCUCUCUUUCAAAACCCCAAAGCUGGGGGAAUUCAGAGAAAUGGAAAAGAAAGAAGCCUAUCAAAUUUGUGUUAAGGUGUCGUAUGUACGCUCUCUGACAGGAAUUAGAGCAUCGAGGUGGACUGGGGUUUUUGACCCGCACUCUUCCCCGAAGGGAUGCUGGAGGUCUUUGUACAAACGGCCAAUUGACAAACGGGCAGGUGACCUUCAAUGGAGGAUUGUGCAUGGGGCUAUUGCCACUAAUAGACACCUAGCACACCUGACACCAAACAAGACGACAUGUUGUAGACGCCUCUCCAACAAGUGAGGAGAAACAGAGUGAUUGUAGAGAUUACAUCUGCUCACCUCUCCCCAGGCCUCCAUGCUGAGACACCUCAUGUUACACAACCUUGACAAGUGCAACAUCCUCACGUUAUAUGAUGAGAUCUUCAUCAGCAACAGGAUGAGUUUGGUGGUUGAGAAGUUGGACAUCAGCCUGCACAACUACCUGCAGGAAACACAAGGCCUCGUGUUGUUGGAGGACAUCAGGACCGUCAUCCAACAGAUGGCCACAGCAUUAGCUGCCCUGAAAAGAGUUGGUGUAAUCCAUGGUGACGUGACGACAGAUAACAUCAUGAUGGUGGAUCGCGUGAGACAGCCCUUCAGAGUGAAACUGAUCGACUUCAGUCAGGCUAUGUUCAGCUCUCAAGCCAAACCAGGCAGGAUUCUCCAGACCCCCCAGUACAGAGCAGCAGAAAUAAUGUUGGGACUCCCUUUCUGUGAAGCCGUUGAUAUCUGGGCGCUGGGCUGUGUGAUGGGGAUCAUGAUGUUUGGCUUUGAGCUCUUCCCAACAACAACAGACUACGAUGCACUCCUCUUCAUCAUCGACCUCCUGGGUCCGCCGCCGCAGCACCUCAUGAAGGCUGCACAGAAAUCUAAAGUGUGUUUUAAGAAGACAGACUGUGGUCAGUGGAGGCUCAAGACACCUGAGGAGUAUUGGGGUCCCGAUCUUUCAUCACAUGACGACAGGAAGUACACGUUCCGCUCUCUGGACGAAGGGAAAAUGCUGUGUCUGGAGCAGGACAACGUGACAGAGGCUGAUGAGAGGAGGGAGUGCAUGGAGCUGUUGAAGGAGAUGGUCGCGUGGGAUGAGAGGGAGCGGAUCACUCCCGCUGAUGUCCUCAACCAUCCUUUCAUUACCAAGAGCUACAUACACAGCACCUCCCGCCUCAGCUCCUGUCCUCAGCCUGCUGCAGCUCUGGACGCCACCAGCAUCCACAUGGACAACACGGAGCUCCCUCCCAACACCUCUGAAGAAGAAGAAGAAGAAGAAGAAGAAGAAGAAGAAGAAGAAGAAGAAGAAGAAGAAGAAGAAGAAGAAGAGAAGAAGAAGAAGAAGAAGAAGAAGAAGGAGAAGGAGAAGAAGAAGAAGAAGAAGAAGAAGGAGAAGAAGAAGAAGAAGAAGAAGAACUCCUGUAGACGCUUCUUCUCCUGGAUGACGAGGAUCUUCUGCUGCUACAUGGACGACGUGCAGGAGUGAAGAUUUCUAUUGUUUGUAGCUAAAGAACCUGAGAACUUGCUCACAGGUGUUCUGCUAGAAAACAUUCAUAGUGCAGAAGAUUCAAACCAUUCAAGCAGAGCUCUGCUCUUAUGUUUGUGUUUCAUGUUAUUGUUAGUAUUGAACGUGAACGUGAAUGAACUUUUGUCUCAGCAACUCUUGUGAGAUCUGACAACACAGAGCGUUAAUGUUUGUCAGACUGUGUCCAAACAUCUUCUAAGGUAAAAAGUCUUUGUGAUGCUCAACAUGUUAGUUCCCUGUGUGACUCUCUAACGUUAGCUCAACAUAAAUACAUUAGAGCAGGCCUACUGAGGAGACAGGUGGUGUUUACCAUUUGAACAGCAUCGCUGCUGCUCGUGAUCGUCUUUAGUUAUAGAACAUGUUACAGCUUCACUGUGUUGCUGCAGUGCUCAGUGGAGCAUACAUCUCUCUUUCAAACGUGUGAAGAUUACAAGCAGUCAGUUUCACUCUUAUGUGCAUUUUAUAAAUACAUUUAGCUUUGUAAGCUAGUAGCAGCUAAAGUUUGUAGCCGUCCCUCAAUGUUGUUGUUUAUCCUUCUGGCUCGCUAGUUAUUUACAUUCAUGUGACAAAGUUUGUUCUCAGCUGUUAUAUUGAUCUCUGUCUUCUUUCCCUUCAAUAAUGUCAACAAGUCCUUUAAACGUGUGUCUUGUAAAAUGAAACGCUAUUUGUUCUCAUGCUUAUGACUCACAUGCCAUCAUUUAACUUUAAGAUAUGAAGACAUGUUAGACUCUG
Messenger RNA from Cottoperca gobio, 2660 nucleotides. Its product is annotated as homeodomain-interacting protein kinase 2-like. Lineage: Eukaryota; Metazoa; Chordata; Actinopteri; Perciformes; Bovichtidae. Gene Ontology annotation, cellular component: nucleus; cytoplasm. Bases 732 to 1889 code for a protein of 385 amino acids. Gene Ontology annotation, molecular function: protein serine/threonine kinase activity; protein tyrosine kinase activity; ATP binding. The record is from RefSeq and is a predicted model, not a curated record. The transcript is spliced from 8 exons. Gene Ontology annotation, biological process: peptidyl-threonine phosphorylation; peptidyl-serine phosphorylation.